Pleuronectes platessa (European plaice) is the source of this 1545-nucleotide messenger RNA. RefSeq names its product spindlin-1. The transcript is spliced from 5 exons. Gene Ontology annotation, biological process: gamete generation. The record is from RefSeq and is a predicted model, not a curated record. Lineage: Eukaryota; Metazoa; Chordata; Actinopteri; Pleuronectiformes; Pleuronectidae. Bases 299 to 1006 code for a protein of 235 amino acids.
CCCCCAUUUACAGGUUUCGCGAGACUCACGCAGACGCGUCGGUGUGCGGGAGCGUUUGUCCGCCUGACAAACAGGACGAUACUGAUAUGAAAUCUGCGUCAAGGUAAUAAAAAUGCGUUUUCUGAGCAGAGGGCUCGGCUGCUAACGCGAUGCUGCUGCUGGUGUCUGUUAGCUGCCGCAGGGGGACGGUGCUAGCGCAGCGUUAGCUAGCCGCCUCCACUUGGAUCCACAGUCACAUCUGCAUUGAGGUAGAGCCAGGACCGACGGGAGGAGCUGCAGCCUUUGACUUUCUGGAGGCAUGUCCAAGAAAAGAGGCAGAAAGCGAAGCAGCGGGGAACUGAAUGACACAGUGAGCCCCGACCCCAAUAGUAUUCUAGGAGUGCGUAUUCAACACAACUGGCGUGAGAAGGGGAACCAGAGCAAAUGGAAGGGAACAGUGCUUGACCGGCUUAGUGUAAAUCCCUCCCUCUUCAUGGUGAAGUAUGACGGCUUUGACUGCGUCUAUGGCAUCGAGCUGUUCAAGGACGAGAGAGUGUCCAACUUGCAAGUCCUGUCGGAAAAAGUUGUAAACAACAAAAUCAAGAUACCUCCAGGGGCGGAGGAGCUGGUGGGCAAAGCUGUUGAGCAUCUUUUUGAAAAGGAGGAUGGAGAGAAAAAUGAGUGGAGAGGCAUGGUCCUCUCCAGAGCUCCAAUCAUGACCAACUGGUAUUACAUCACGUACGAGAAGGACCCCGUUCUUUACAUGUACCAGCUGUGGGAUGACUACGCUGACGGAGACCUAAGGAUUCUUCCUGAAGCAGAAAACAAGCACCUGUUGCCUGCAGACAGGAAGCCAGGAGAAGAGACAGAGAGUCUGGUGGGGAAACAAGUGGAGUAUGUUACUGACAAGGGCGUGAAGAGAACUGGCCUGGUCAUCUACCAAGUCCCGGCCAAGCCCUCCGUCUACUAUAUCAAAUACGAUGAUGACUUUCACAUUCAUGUAUAUGACCUGGUCAAAACCACCUAGAGAGAGUGGACACUGACCUCACCCUCCAGCCCUCCCUCCAUCUGCUUCUGUUCCACUCAUCGUUACAAUCUUGUUAUUCAAAGCCAGGGCAGGGUUGGGUAGUUAAUAGGCUUUAUUGUUGAGAAGAAAGUGCAAUCUUUUGUUGUAUGCACAGCAGAACUGUAGCACCACUAUGCUUUGCUAUUUUGAGGGAGUCAACUUGUUUUAUUUUUGCUGCUCUACUUUAUACUUUAUACUUUAACAUUUGGAUUGAACAAGAUUGCACUGCCCAACAGCUGCAAAGUGCAGUUGAUACUAGAAUUUUGCAAUGUUGUCCUGGACACAGUAAUCUGUUUAAGAUUUCCCUUUAAAGACCCUUUACUUUAGAUUUUCUGGGUAGUGCGUUUGGUAUACACACUUUUGUCUGUGUAGAAGCAUUACAGGGAGACAUUUAUUUAAUGUUAUGGGUAGAUAAAUACCUCUACUGUAUUUAUCUAACAAUAUCCAAUCAAUCAGUGUUAGUAGUGGAAGAAAUGAAUAAAAGCAGCAUUGUAAAGUCA